GCUCUACACAUGAGGUCCCAGAAGGCGAGUUGCCUCCCAGCGCUGCUCCCUCGAGUUCCUGGAAGACACCGUGGGAUGUCCCUCGGUUCAAAGAACCAAGCACAUACCCGGAUCCCCCAGACACAAGGGCCUGAAGAAGACUCACUUCAUCAAGAACAUGCGACAGUAUGACACCAAGAACAGCAGGAUCGUGCUGAUCUGCGCCAAGCGGUCCCUGUGUGCGGCCUUCUCGGUCCUGCCCUAUGGAGAAGGCCUGCGGGUCAGUGACCUGAGGGUGGACAGCCAGAAGCAGAGACAUCCGUCCGGUGGCGUGUCUGUUUCUUCCGAGAUGGUCUUUGAGCUGGAAGGUGUGGAGCUGGGAGCAGAUGGAAAGGUCGUAUCUUACGCCAAGUUCCUGUACCCUACCAACGCCCUGGUCGCACAAAAGACAGACAGCCACGGCCCGCCACCCCAGCCCCGGACCAGCCUCCCCCGGGCUAUGCCAGCAUCAAGAUACAAACCUGCUGCUGCCAAGUCAGCGCCGAUCAGCACGGAGCUAGACCCCUCCCAGACCCCAGGAGCAUUGCUUCCCGUUCCUGGAGAACAGCUGCAGCCCCAGCUGCUCCUGGGCGCUACACAGGUUCUGCUGAGACUUGGGUUGAUGGGAACUGGACACCAGAGCUCGGGGCUCGUGGUGGGUCAGGGCUGCCUUCUGCCUGCAGGGAGUGAUGCAGGGGAUCCCCUGGAGUAUAACCCCAACCUGCUGGAUGACCCGCAGUGGCCCUGUGGCAAGCACAAGCGAGUCCUCAUCUUUGCAUCUUACAUGACCACGGUGAUUGAAUACGUGAAGCCCUCCGACCUCAAGAAGGACAUGAAUGAGACAUUCCGAGAGAAGUUUCCACACGUCAGACUAACACUGAGCAAAAUUAGGAGUUUAAAACGUGAGAUGCGGAACCUAUCUGAGGAGUGCAGCCUGGAGCCUGUGACUGUGUCCAUGGCCUACGUGUACUUCGAGAAGCUUGUCCUGCAAGGCAAGCUCAACAAGCAAAACCGCAAGCUGUGCGCAGGCGCCUGUGUGCUGCUUGCUGCCAAGAUCAGCAGUGACCUCCGCAAGAACGAAGUAAAGCAGCUCAUAGACAAGUUAGAAGAAAGGUUCCGAUUCAACAGACGGGAUCUGAUUGGGUUUGAGUUCACAGUGCUUGUGGCCUUGGAACUUGCUCUCUAUCUUCCCGAGAACCAGGUGUUACCUCACUACAGACGCCUCACGCAGCAGUUCUAGUCUGCUGCCCACGCCCGUCGGCACGGUCUGUGGCCCCAGGAGCUGUUCCCAGGCAGUGAAGUGCACCCUCGGCCCCCGUGGCCUCACCCUCCCGGCUGGGACACACGGACCCUGCCUUCACACUUUCUUCCUUGGGGGCCAUGCUUUCAUUCCAAAGCACCACAUCACCAUGGUAUUUUGAGGAAUAUUCCUGCCUUCUCAUGUGGACAGAAUGUGGGAUUUGUCAUUUUCCUUUUUUCACGUGCCUGAGACUGGCCUGGCACCAGGACCUGUAAUUUAUGCCUUGGAUCCUGACGUCAUGGCAUCUUUCUCCUUUGCAUUGCCUUGCCUUCCACAUACCAUCGUAGCCACUGAAUGGCAUCACAGUGGUGACUGUUUCCAGAUGCUGCUGAGCACACUCAAGUCCCUGAAGCUAAUGAAGUAAAGUAUUAAUCUUGACUUUCCAAUUUCUGGAUGUGGAAAGCACUGGAACACACCCUGCCCAGCCCACUGUCCAGUCCCCUCCCCACAUCCACAAGCAAAGAGCAGACUCCUGGUUUUGAUGAGUUUUAUUCUUGGACCUGUUCUUCCAAGCAUCAUGUCACUGUGAAGUCCUCGUACCUGAGUGUUACGCAGGCCAGAGGCCUCUGCAAACACAAGCUGCCCCUUCACCUCAUCCAGAAAACCCACUGGCCUGCGACACUGGGAUCUUCAGAUGAUUGCAUUGCUGGAGUGUGGCUUUUGAUCUUAUUAAGCAAUAUUAUGACAGAACAGCCUAUUGUCAUUUGGGAUUCUGUUCUGUAGGUGUUUCUCAUAGGGGAACACAAACUAGUUAAAUGUGUAAAGCUGUGAGUUGAAACCACACUUGCUCAAGCUGGGAGGAGACUGACUACUUCACAGCCCACAGCACAGCCUCCCCAAGAGGUCGUCGGCUCAAUGCCUUUCUCCCAAGGCUGUCCAGGACAACUGGCCGGUGCGGUCACCCUCAGACCCCAGCUGCCAGUGAUCCUCACUCCUACAAAGGCCCAUGCUCUGCUUUUCCAGGUUUGUUGUCCUUUGCACGAACUCUGUUGUCCAGUUCUCCAGCUCGCUGCCCCACCAAAAACACGUUAAGGACUGGUGAGUUAGCUGGCCUGAAAGAUGGCCAUGAUCAAGCUGCUCCUAUUGUGCUCCAGACCUGUGACUGGAGGGGCCCUGGGUCAGCCCCCAUCUUGUACUCUCUCCACGUGGGCUGGUGCUUUUGCAGAACAGCCAGUUCUGCUCAUCACAGCACCCAACCACCAGCAACUCAGCCCAGACCCCAGCAGAGGUGCAGGCCAACCACCCAUCCACUUGCUGCCUGCGGGUCUGUUCCUUCUGCCACUCAAAGGAAGACUGCGGGGUGGAGGACCACGCCUGUGUCCAUGGUCCAAACUUACUGCAGUGUGCCUCCCUCUCCAAGAUGGCUUCCUAAACCCAACAUGCAACCAAGUUAGAUCGGAGGGUGUAAGGUGCUAGGCCCCAGCAACUUCUGGAAAGCAACCUGUCCUGCCACCAUAUAUCUCAAGAACACUUGUGUUACAAGCACUGUAAGGGACUCUCAAAACGUCCCGGUUUACAGCUUAGCCUUGAAGGACCUGUCUCUUCAGGAAUUUCUAAACGGACUAAAGUUAGACCAGCUGAGAAAUAUGGUAAUUUAAGUUUGCAUUUAUGUAGUAAGAUUUAGUCAUUUGCCCAUCUCAUCUGUAACCUUCCCAGCUGUGUCCUUUAGUAAUGCUGGAGCUGCCACUGUGUGGUACUCAAGAAUCCCUGCAGAAAAGCCAGUAUUUAAGCCAAACCUCAGCCUGAAUCCCUGUCCUCUAGAACAAGGCCCAACUGACCUCUGAGUUGGUCCACAGCCCAGUGCCACUCGCUCAGAACCCAGUAGCAGUUGUGGAUUUUAAAUGUGCGUUAAGCAACUAUCUUACCUCAAUGCCAAGUUGUGUCACAAGUGUUUGUAUUUGUGCUUUAAAGUAAAAUGUGGUUUUGCAGCAUA
This is a messenger RNA of Myotis lucifugus (little brown bat), 3251 nucleotides long. It is a transcript of the gene CABLES2, whose product is annotated as Cdk5 and Abl enzyme substrate 2. Lineage: Eukaryota; Metazoa; Chordata; Mammalia; Chiroptera; Vespertilionidae. Gene Ontology annotation, biological process: regulation of cell cycle. The record is from RefSeq and is a predicted model, not a curated record. Bases 158 to 1258 code for a protein of 366 amino acids. The transcript has 10 exons.